Messenger RNA from Colletotrichum spaethianum, 2448 nucleotides. RefSeq lists its product as uncharacterized. The record is from RefSeq and is a predicted model, not a curated record. NCBI's taxonomy places the organism in Eukaryota, Fungi, Ascomycota, Sordariomycetes, Glomerellales, Glomerellaceae. Gene Ontology annotation, molecular function: RNA binding. The transcript is spliced from 2 exons. Gene Ontology annotation, biological process: RNA processing. Bases 1 to 2448 code for a protein of 815 amino acids. Gene Ontology annotation, cellular component: nucleus.
AUGUCGUCGGCGAAGGACCUCCUCGAGUUUCCCGACGUCGAGGCGAAGCUCCAAAAACCCUCCAAGCAAUCCGCCUUCGAGAAACAGAGAGCCGAAGCCGAAGCGAAGAAGGCCCGCGAGGCUGCCGAAACAGCCGCAGUAUACCAAGACUUUGUCAAGAGCUUCGAUCACGACGAUGAAGAUAACGCGAGCACCGGCCGAUUCGGCUCCAUGCCUUCACAAAGACCCCCUCCGAAGGCCCCUGGCUUUGGCGGCGCGCCGCUGGGCGCGGCCCCAGUAUCCAAACGACACUUUGGCGCAUCCGCUCUGAAGAGUGGUCCGGGAAGCCUGGGUCCCGUUCCUAGCUUGAAGAGUGGCCCAGGGAGCUUAGGGCCUCCGCCAGGGUCCUUUGGAAGGAAGAGAGGGUUCGACGCAUUCCGACAGGAGAAAGACAGAGACGGCAGGCUUGGAUUCGAGGAGCGGGAGGAACCCAUGUCAGUUGCAAAGGUCUUCAGUAACAGCGACGAUGAGGACGAAGGAAACUCGGACUCGAGAGCAGAGGAGAUGGCGGUAGCCAGGCCGACGUUACGUCUAUCGCAGCUACCACCAGGGACGUCACCCGCCUUCAUCAAAUCGCUGAUCCCAACGAGCCUGACGGUCGAUAAUGUCAAGAUUCUCCCGCCCGUGGGACCCUCUGGCGCGGAGAGGAAAUGCGCUGUGGCCAUCGUCACAUUGUCGCAGGACACUCCAGCAACGGAUAUUGACGCAGCAGUCAGCUCGCUUCAAAAUCGCUACCUUGGCUACGGCUUCAAUCUUUCACUACACCGGCAUCUCUCCUCAGCUGUAGCGACUGCCACGGCAUCUACUCUCGGUGGUACAUCUGCCGGAUCCCAGCCUUUCGGCGCCAAACCCGUAUCGCAGCAGACGGCACCGGGCAAUGCGACGACGCAACAUGCUUUCCACCGAGGCUUUGCACCACCGACUUCUUAUGGGCCAACCCUCGGAGGACCCAUCAACCGAAGCAGCAUCCUCCAUGUACCAGUCAAACCGCCAAACGACGUCAAGAUGGUCCAGCUUAUCAACAAGACAAUUGAGUCCGUCCUCGAACAUGGCGUGGAGUUCGAGGCGCUACUGAUGAGCCGCCCUGAGGUUCAGCGUGAAGAGAAGUGGGCUUGGAUUUGGGAUGCCCGUAGCGAGGGGGGGAGAUAUUUGCCGCUAUUUGACGGUAGUCACGCGUGGAAAGCUCCGGAAAAGGGCCUACCGUACGAGUUCGUCACCAACGUUGACGAAUUCGUGUCCGACUCAGAGUACAACUCUUCAGACGACGAAGACUUUGACGGAGACAACCGCGAGAACCAGAAUCAAGGCCCCGAGACAGAGGCCACCUUCUUGAACCCUCUCGACAAAGCCAAACUGACCCACCUCUUGUCUCGCCUGCCCACCACGUUGUCAAAGAUUCGAAAAGGGGACAUCGCUCGAGUCACGACCUUUGCUCUUACACACGCGAGUCGAGGUGCCGAAGAGGUUGUCGACAUGAUUGUCUCGAAUGUCGAGAAGCCCUUUGCGCUAACAGCGGCCAACCCGGAGUUUCAGUCAAACACCAAAGAGAAGGGCAGGCAAGGAGACGAGUCCGAACUACCUGUGCCCGAGCCGGAAGAGAAAGCCGAUAAGGAGGGCCCCGACACUAGCGGCGCAAGCCUUGUGGGCCUAUACGUUGUCAGCGACGUACUGUCCGCCUCUUCAAGUAGCGGCAUACAGCGCGCUUGGCGAUAUCGGCAGGUCUUUGAAGGGGUGCUCAAAGAGCGCAAGACCUUUGAGGGCCUUGGCCUGAUGGCGGAGAGACUGAAUUGGGGCCGAAUGCGGGCUGAAAAGUGGAAGCGGAGCGUCGGUCUCGUCCUCGGCCUUUGGGAGGGCUGGUGCGUGUCCCCGACGGAGAGCCAGGAGCUGUUUGCCAGCAGUUUUGACAACCCGCCUUCCAUGAAGACACAAGAGCAAAUGGAAGAUGAUGCAGCGAAGAAGGGCAGGUGGAAGACGGUUGAGACCUCGACGCCAAGUGCCGAUGUUGCCACCGCCAGUACCUCUGAGCAAAAAACAUUAGAGCGGACGUCGGCUGACAAAGAUGACGAUGUCGAAGGUGAGCCAAUGGACGAAGAAGACGUUGCUGGCGAACCCAUGGAGGAGGACGAUGUCAUGGGUGAGCCAAUGAGCGAGGAGGACGUAGAGGGAGAGCCCAUGGGAGACGACGAUGUCGAAGGGGAGCCAAUGGAGGAGGAUGCGAACGAAACGGCAAAGAAUCAGCCAGCCCCGGCCGAGCCCGGUAAGGUGGGAGUAGCAGAGGAUGCGGAUGCUGGCGAAACACACACAAUCGGACAGCUCCAGCUACCAACCAAGGCGAAGGCCCAGACCAGGAAACGAAUGAGAGCGGUGGAUAUGUUCGCCGACUCUGGAGACUCGGAUGAGGGCAAGUAG